CACGGCCGCUGCUCGCUGGCUUGCUCGUGCGCUCUCCGCGCCACAGGCACCUGCUCGCCGGGCGCUCUGCGCUCACUUCUCGCUCGCACACUGCAGACUCCCGGCGUCGCCUCCGUCACCCGGCCUCGUCCCCAGCCCAGCACAGCGCUCCGCCCUUCUCCCCGGCCCCUGGCGCCCACCCACCAGCCAUGGCCUGGGCCUGGGACAAAGAGCGGUGCAGCUCUUUGCCCAAACUGGGGUCUGCGCGCCGCGGCUGAGCGCCCACUCGCCUUGCGGAAAGAGCCGCGGAGGGACUAGCGGGGGCGGCGGCGGGAGAGCUCGGCGGGAGCCAGAGGAGGUGGCAGUCGGGAGCCAAACCAUAAGGAGACUGGGAAGCAGAAGCUCGCAGCUCUGAGGCGCGCACUCCCUUAGCAAGGGAUGGGUCCCGGGGCGGCCCAGCCUCUGUCCGGCCCGCCGGGCAGAGACUGAAUUGCGGUUCCCCAUCGUCCUGUGGACAGCGGGAUAGAAGGAGGCACGGACAGAUCACCAGUAGCCUCCCGGCGGGACCUCGCGUCCUGAGCCCCCCGCGCAGCGCCCCCCGCCGGAGCCGCGCCGGGCAAGCCGGCGAGGGAGCUGGGCUGAUUGGCGGCCGCCGGCGGCCGGGGGAGGGGGCGCCGCGCGGGGCCAUGGCAGGCUCGGAGGCGUCCUAGCCCGAGCUGGAGCCGGAUCCGAGCCCACGCUGCCACCACCGCCGCCUCUCCGCGCCCGGGCCCCCGCCGCCGCCGCGCCCCCCGCGGGAGAUGGAACAGCGGAACCGGCUCGGCGCCCUCGGAUACCUGCCGCCGCUGCUGCUGCACGCCCUGCUGCUCUUCGUGGCCGACGCUACAUUUACCGAAGUCCCCAAAGAUGUGACAGUACGGGAGGGAGACGACAUCGAAAUGCCCUGCGCGUUCCGGGCUAGCGGAGCCACCUCGUAUUCGCUGGAGAUUCAGUGGUGGUACCUCAAGGAGCCGCCCCGGGAGCUGCUGCACGAGCUGGCGCUCAGCGUGCCCGGCGCCCGGAGCAAGGUAACAAAUAAGGAUGCAACUAAAAUCAGCACCGUGCGCGUCCAGGGCAAUGACAUCUCGCACAGGCUGCGGUUGUCGGCCGUGCGGCGGCAGGACGAGGGCGUGUACGAAUGCCGCGUGUCCGACUACAGCGACGACGACACGCAGGAGCACAAGGCCCAGGCGCUGCUGCGCGUGCUCUCGCGCUUCGCGCCGCCCAACAUGCAGGCCGCCGAGGCCGUGUCCCACAUUCAGAGCAGCGGUCCGCGUCGCCACGGCCCCGCCAGCGCUGCCAACUCCAACAACUUGGGUGCCACCGGCGCCGCAGGCCAAGCCACCUCCAACCCUGGCCACGGCGACAAAAGCCCGCCUCCGGGGAGUCCUCCUGCUGCCCCAGGUCCCGGAGUCCCAGAGGCGGCCGCUGCCUCCGCGGCCCACGCAGCCGCCACCACUGUCGCGGCUGCGGCCGCUGCUUCGUCAGCGUCACCGCCACUGGGCCAGGCGGUCCUUCUGCGCCAGAGGCACGGCUCAGGCACUGGCCAUAGCUCCGCCACAGACCCGCUCUUGUCCCUGCUCCUGCUGGCUCUGCAUAAGCUCCUUCGCCUGCUGGUGGGGCACUGACACACACAGCCAUCCCCCCCGCACCUCAGCCCGCCCACACGGCCUGCCCAGACCCGGCGUGAGGCUCGCGUCACCAGAUGGACACAGAGAGACUGAGAAGCAUGACCAAGUCCAUGUGGAAAAUAAAUCAUAUUUUGGGGGAAGUUACACAAAUGUAGAACACCUAAAAUAAUGCAUCUAGUUUCCAAAUAAGAUGGAAUUUGGACCAUGCGGUAUGCAUGGGAUCAGUGAGUUCUCUACUUCAAUGUAUUUUUCUUUUCUAAACUUUUCCUCCAAGUGUUCAUUUUGCACGAACUGUUGAGCAGUUAUCUUUAGGAUACUAUGUAAAAAUGUUGGGUCAAAGCCUUUCUGACAAAGCAAAAUAUUUUUAGUAGAUUAUUGUGUUUAGGGAUUUUUUUAUUUACUUUUUUUCUUUAGGGGCUUUCCUUUUUUUAUUAAAGUAAAUUAUUUCUUUUGAGACAUUUUGAUUAAAAAAAGAUACAUCUUAUCAUAAUUAAAAUUCACUGUCAAUAAUAUUUAUUUUUAAAUAAAGAUUGGAAACAAGGUCAGACACUUGUUUAUAAACUGUAUUGUAUAUUGCUGAAUAACAGUUGAAUAAAAAACAACUUUGAAAUAACC
Acinonyx jubatus (cheetah) is the source of this 2264-nucleotide messenger RNA. It is a transcript of the gene VSTM2B, whose product is annotated as V-set and transmembrane domain containing 2B. The transcript has 6 exons. The record is from RefSeq and is a predicted model, not a curated record. Lineage: Eukaryota; Metazoa; Chordata; Mammalia; Carnivora; Felidae. The coding region runs from base 780 to 1646 and encodes 288 amino acids.